CCUAAAACUAAUUCAUUCUUCCUCUCCAUCCCCCCUCCCCACAAAAAAACAGAUCCGCUACCCCAUCUUUUUCUCCCCUUCCCCUUUCCCUGCGUCCUCCCAUUUUUGGCCGGCGAGAACAGCAUCCGGCGACUCCUCCUGUCCCUCUCUCCACCUCCCUCUUCUCCCUCGCCCCAUCUCCUCUUCUUCUCUUUUUCUCCGAGCAGCAGCAGCAACCGCGGACAGCAGCAGCUCCGUCGAGGACGGCAGCAGCAGCGCCAACAACUCCAACGCCCAUCGAACCUCCGACUGGCGAAAACUCCGCUACAUCGACUCAACGUAGCGAGCAAAGAAGCAGCCGCCAGACGCCGCUGCAUUUCCUCCUUAGGCGAGCUUCGAAAUUCAACAAACCACUUGUAUAUUUUGAUGCAUUGCCUGAGAUUCUGUGGAAUUGGUGAUGACAAAUGAACCAACUUCUAGAAGAGACAAAGAAUCUUAUAACAAAAUGAACAAAAAUAGUUUUAGUAAUGUGAGAUGUCCACAUUGCGCCGGUCCUCUUUCUAAGGAGAUGGAGACAAGCGAGUGGACAGUUCCGCCUCUAAUCCGGGAUAGCUUUUCUAUGAUUGGUUCUGCAGUUGGUGGUACUACAAGUGCAUUCUAUGGCUUCAACCAUGUGAUGCCGAUUGUUAGAAGGUGGGUUAAAGGACCUAUGUGGUUGCAUUUCCUUGUUGGUGCUCCUCCUGUGAUUGUUUUCUCAUCUGCAUGUGCAGGGAUAGCAGGUGGUGCUGUUCCAGCAUUUACACAGCUAGCAUCUUCUUCUUACCACGCUGCGAUCUCAUCUUCCACAUUACCACCUACAGCCUCACAAGAUGAAAACAUGAGAAAGUCUACAACUUCUUCAACUUUAUAGCUAAAACACCAAGAGGAGAUGUUUUUACUAUCAGGAUUCCUGCAUUUUGCGGUAUCAUCUCUUAAUUUGCAACAGUCUGUUCUCUCCUGUUUGCUAGCUCCCGUUGUGUGAUGGAUUUUUUUUCCUUUAAAAAUAUAUUACUUGUUCAUGUAGUGAGUUUGUUUAUUUUUUGUAAAUUCAAACCUUAAUAUAUCAGUGAUAGUAUAAAUUUUACACAGUUUUUUUGAGGAA
Messenger RNA from Solanum pennellii, 1120 nucleotides. RefSeq lists its product as uncharacterized. The coding region runs from base 437 to 889 and encodes 150 amino acids. Lineage: Eukaryota; Viridiplantae; Streptophyta; Magnoliopsida; Solanales; Solanaceae. The record is from RefSeq and is a predicted model, not a curated record. The transcript has 7 exons.